Messenger RNA from Phragmites australis (common reed), 1155 nucleotides. RefSeq names its product PHD finger protein ALFIN-LIKE 6. NCBI's taxonomy places the organism in Eukaryota, Viridiplantae, Streptophyta, Magnoliopsida, Poales, Poaceae. Gene Ontology annotation, biological process: regulation of DNA-templated transcription. Gene Ontology annotation, cellular component: nucleus. Gene Ontology annotation, molecular function: transcription coregulator activity; histone binding; transcription cis-regulatory region binding. The coding region runs from base 158 to 922 and encodes 254 amino acids. The record is from RefSeq and is a predicted model, not a curated record. The transcript is spliced from 5 exons.
CCUCCACCUCCGCCCUCCACUCCUUCCUCCUCGCAGGUUGCCCAUCCCGCCGCGCCCGCGCCCGCGCCCUCGUGUCGUCGCUGGGCCCGCCCCGCCCCGCCCCGCGCCCCCGAGCCCUAGCCCUAGCCUCCGCCAUUACCCCGCGCCGCGCGCCCCGAUGGAAGGCGGCUCGGGGGCGGCGUACGCCGCGCGCACCGCGGAGGAGGUCUUCCGCGACUACCGCGGCCGCCGCGCCGGCAUGAUCAGGGCCCUCACCACCGAUGUGGACAAGUUCUUCAAGCUCUGCGAUCCCGAAAAGGAGAACUUGUGCCUUUAUGGGUAUCCUAAUGAGACGUGGGAGGUGACCUUGCCAGCUGAGGAAGUACCCCCAGAGAUUCCUGAACCAGCAUUAGGAAUCAACUUCGCUAAGGAUGGCAUGAAUGAGAAGGACUGGUUGGCGCUAGUUGCAGUUCACAGUGAUUCCUGGUUACUAUCUGUUGCAUUCUACUUUGGAGCCCGGUUCGGGUUUGACAAAGAAGCUAGGAAGCGACUCUUCAACAUGAUAAACAACUUGCCUACGAUAUUUGAGGUAGUGACAGGAAAUGCCAAGAAACAGACAAAGGAGAAGACACCUAAUAGUAGCAGCAAAAGCAACAAACCUAGUACAAAAGUGUCAAGAGCUGAGUCUCGUUCAAAGGCUAAGGUUUCAACCCCCAAAGAUGAAGAAGAGAGCGGUGACGACCAUGGGGAUGAGGAGGAAGAGCGUGACAACACUCUUUGUGGAACUUGCGGAACUAAUGAUGGCAAGGACGAAUUCUGGAUCUGCUGUGAUAACUGCGAGAGGUGGUACCAUGGAAAGUGCGUCAAGAUUACGCCGGCUCGAGCUGAGCAUAUCAAGCAGUACAAGUGCCCAGAUUGCAGCAACAAGAGGGCCAGGGCGUGAGUAACAACGCAUUGACGAGCUUGUUAGGAGGAAACCAUCUCCAGGUGUCAAGAUCCCUAGAUAUGGCGUAGUUUUCUAGUUUGUAAUCUUGCGUUUUUAUUUGUGGUUAUAUCUGUUGAUUAGUUGUCCGACCUAGUUGUGUUUAAAACUUAACAUGUAUCGUGUGUUGACGUCGGCAUUCCUAGUCUGUAAACGUUGUCACUGAAGGUACUUCCCAACUGACCAGGUGUUCA